AUGGUCAAACGAAUGGAACCGGUCAAGUUCAAUGUCGUCAUUGUCAGGAACGAGACCGAGGCUGUGGAUGAAGUGUGUGCAGCCCUACAGUCUGGCGUCGUUGCUCUGAUAGACAUAUCGACACCCCACUUGUCGCCGCCACUGAAGUCUGCCUGCUACCUGCUGGGUGUCGCCUACAUUUCUGUGGUGGACAACUCCUACUUCUACCAACUACGAAUCAGCAACGGUUCUAACGUUAUGAUCGAGCCGGCUUCUACACAGAUGUUGAUGGUGGUGGCUGACAUUGUGAUGAGGGAACAGCUCAACAACGUGGCGAUACUGCAUGAUGAGACGUUUGAUAUCAACAACACACCUCGACGUGUACUGACCAACGUCCCAGCCCAACACAUCUACAUCCCACUGAGUCGUGACGUCAACGAAACUAACCAGCACAUCGACAGCAUCAUCCGUCUGGGCAUCAAAGUGGUUUUCAUCAUCGCUGACAGGUUCAACGCCCAGAACUUUCUCACGGUGGACGCUAAACUGAACUGUCCAAGCUGUGACGGCACCGUCCGACUUCUGCUGGUCACUGCCAGACAGAACACGGAGGCCCAGAAACAGUUCAUUGACUUCAUACAGCAGGCUGGCAUCCUGCAUGAUUUUGACAUGGACAGCAUAAAGGUUGAUGAGGCCCUGGCGUUUGAUCUGGCCACUAUUGUGACCAUCGCUAUCAACGAUUUGGCCAGGGAAGCGGGUGCUGUGUUCAACAUUGCCAAUUUGGACUGCUACAACUUGUCUAGCGGCGACAUGAACCGCGCUCAAAGUCAUCAACUGAUUAACCUAAUUAAACAGAGUUCAAGGUCAGGUGUGUUCGGGCCCAUCUCGUACAGCUCUAUGGAUGACCUUGUACGCUACGAGUUGACCUUGCUGAUCAGCGAGGUGGUGUUCGAGCAGGGGACCCAGAAGAGCAAGGUUCAAGUCGCCAACUGGACCAAGGCUGGACACAUCCAAUCAACGGAGGCCUCUCUCAUUCGUGCUGACAAGAGGAGGAAGUACAGAGUCGUGACAGUAGCAGGGAUACCUCCAUUUGUUUACAAGAAUGAGAUAAAAAACGACACGGGGAAUCCCCAUCAAAACGGAAAUUCCCAGUACAGAGGAUACUGUAUUGAUCUUCUAGAAAAGAUAGCGGAGAGUAUGAACUUCGAUUACGAUAUCUAUGAUACCGAUGACGUAGGAUCGAUGGACGAGCAGGGCAGGUGGUCGGGUGCUAUCAAGGAGUUAAUGGAUGGGAGAGCCGAUAUUGCAGUUGGCCCUAUCUCCGUGAUGGCCGAGAGAGAGACCGUCAUCGACUUCACGGUGCCGUACUACGACCUUGUGGGUCUGACCAUCCUGAUGAGGAAUCCCAAGGUCGACUACUCCCUGGUCAAGUUCCUCAGCGUGUUGGAUGAGGAGGUUUGGGGCUGCAUCAUCGGCGCCUUCCUGCUCUUUAGCGUCCUCAUCUGUCUCUUUGAUCGCCUCAGUCCAUUCAGCUACCAGAACAGAAGGUCCCAGUGGAAUGAAGUCGGGGAGGAGCCACGAAUUUUCACACUGAAAGAGGGGAUUUGGUUCUGCAUGAUGUCACUGACACCUCAAGGUGGCGGCGAGACGCCGAGGGCCUUGUCUGGACGUCUAGUCGCGGCCACCUGGUGGCUGUUUGGUUUCAUCAUCAUCGCCACCUACACGGCCAACCUGGCGGCCUUUCUGACCGUCUCCCGCCUGGAAACGCCCAUCGAGUCUCUGGACGACCUCUCCAAACAGACCAAGGUCCAGUACGCCCCGCUGAACGGCAGCACGGCCAUGACCUACUUCAAGAGGAUGGCGGACAUCGAACAAAGGUUCUACGAGAUCUGGAAGAACAUGAGCCUGAACGACAACCUGGCGGCCGUGGACCGCGCCCAGCUGGCCGUGUGGGACUACCCCGUGAGCGACAAGUACACCAAGCUGUGGGAUGCCAUGAACAAGUACGGCUUUCCCCAGUCUAACGAGGCGGCCAUCUCACGUGUGCUGGGGGAGGACUUCGCUUUUAUAUCUGACGCCACCUUCAACAAGUACCAGAUGUUUAUCAACUGUGACCUGCUGGAGGUGGGGGAAGAAUUUUCUAGAAAACCCUACGCUCUAGCAGUACAAAACGGCUCACCUUUGCUUGGAGAACUAUCAAACGCAAUAUUGAAGCUGAUCAACAACCGGACUCUGGAGGAGCUGAAAACAAAAUGGUGGAAGAUGGACAAGAAGGACUGCCCCAAGGUGGAAGACGAGAGUGACGGUAUCAGCAUAAAGAACAUCGGCGGCGUCUUCCUCGUUAUCGUCAUUGGGUCGGCUCUAUCGCUGGUCACAUUGGCGCUAGAGUGUUACUGGUACAGGUAA
Physella acuta is the source of this 2382-nucleotide messenger RNA. Its product is annotated as ionotropic receptor 25a. The record is from RefSeq and is a predicted model, not a curated record. Gene Ontology annotation, biological process: monoatomic ion transport. Gene Ontology annotation, cellular component: membrane. Lineage: Eukaryota; Metazoa; Mollusca; Gastropoda; Physidae. Gene Ontology annotation, molecular function: ligand-gated monoatomic ion channel activity; signaling receptor activity.